Molecule: messenger RNA, 1006 nt
Organism: Cladocopium goreaui
Lineage: Eukaryota; Dinophyceae; Suessiales; Symbiodiniaceae
Source: the annotation of a GenBank genome assembly
UGCAAUUUGCUGAUAGUCACUGCAGCUUGUUUUGAUUGACGCCAUGCCAACGGGCUUCGUGUGCCAACUUCAUUAUCGAGGUGGUGGCUCUUUGCUUUGCCAAACUUCCACCGGAGAUUUGCGGCAGUUGCCUUUUGCCCACGCCCCGCCACACGUGCGGGUAGGCCAUACUGUGACGUUUUCACUGGCUGCAGAUGGGGUCGAUCUCGCGGUGGAUCUGGAGGUAUGCCAGGAGAAGGCUGCAACAACUUCAGCAAAAGCCGAGAUGGGACGGCAAAUUAUGCAGGAAAAACCGGCAAAGCCUGUGUUUGACAUAUCAAAACAACCCGCCAGGAAGCUGCAGCGAAGUAUCACCAGAUUUCAUAAUGCAGAUUUGAAAGAAAGGCUUCGGAUGAUCGAAACUGCGGAAGGUUUGCUAAGUGACUUGCUGAAUGAGGUCGAGUUGGAUGGUGAUGCCAUCUGCAAGUUGCUAUGUCGCUGUGCUGGGUGGCUCCAUCCUCCAGGCUCCUUUGAAGCGAAACACGUCUCUUCCACUGAGGAUACUGCGGGUGCUGCGGUUUCUGAGCCUAGUGACUUGCAGUGCCGGGUGAGACGUUUGUUGAUCCUGGCUUUGAGUUCCUUGGAUUUGAGCGACACCACAACCUACAGGGCAGUCGAGACAGCUGUGCUACACAUUCUCGAACUGCUGCAGGGAAAGGAGACCUCGUUCUCUGGGAACGGUAAAUCCCUUGCGAUGAGACAAUGGCGGCAACUUCGGGAGUUGCUGGUAGCAGAAGCCCCGCAAAGUGACCCGACGCAACGAAAGGCAUCAGAUGAAGCACUUGAAGGUCUCAGAAAGAAGGCCACUACAAGGUUGCCAAAGAAGGAUAUGUCGGCGGCCGUUGAUGGCGUGUUUCGCCCAAACAAACGCGUCAGGAGCUUGCCAGCAGUCUAUGAGGAAGACCCUGGGGAAGACUUGUCCUUGGAGAUCUUUGGAUGGCACCGACACCUGCGCGGACAUUUUUAA